This is a messenger RNA of Colletotrichum acutatum, 2463 nucleotides long. RefSeq names its product SH3 domain-containing protein. Lineage: Eukaryota; Fungi; Ascomycota; Sordariomycetes; Glomerellales; Glomerellaceae. Gene Ontology annotation, molecular function: protein binding. The transcript has 6 exons. Bases 1 to 2463 code for a protein of 820 amino acids. The record is from RefSeq and is a predicted model, not a curated record.
AUGGACGUCGUGAAGGACUUGGUGACAGGGCCCUUUGAGGAGGUCGUGGAGAAAGGGAGCGUUGCGCUCGGAAAUGCGGGCGACGACCGAGACAUGCUCUCCGAGAGCCAGAAGCUGGUCAAGGGCGCCGAGCGCAUCCUCAAGAUUAUUGAGCCGCUGUGCUUACGCCACUUGGAGGAGUCUGGCGUUAACUUUAUAGAUGCGCUCAAAGAUGAUAACGAGAUCGCCGACUACAGGUCACAAAUGACUGACAUGAUAUGGGACUUUGAAGACGUAAUCGAUGCAGACACGUAUGAAAAGGAAAAGUAUGUCGAGCUGCGGGAGCUCUGCAAGAGGGCCGGCCUCCGGACUGGAGAGAUCUUGAAGAGGAUGAGGCUGGAGCCGGCGCCGCGGGAGCAGCCUCCUAUUCCAAUUAUCGCGACAUCGCCACCGGCUACACUCGAGACCCAAGAACAAGGCCACGGAAGUCUAACCACGUCCCACGAGGGACAUCAUUUCCAGCCACAGGAAGAGCAACAUGCACCAACCGAGCCAGAGCCAAGAGUCAGGGAGGAGGUCCUCGAGCAGCAACCGCCGCCUCCUCCUCCGACAAACCCGUGGAGUAUAGGAGCAAGCCCCAUGAUCGAGACAGGAUUGGAAGGGCCAAUGGGCGAGAUGAACAUUGAGCGUCGUCCGCCCGUCUCCAUGAGCUCGCCCAUCUCUGAGCCGGGCAGCCCGAAGAACAUGAGCAGAGUCUCGCACGGCUCAGAUCAUCGGCUUGAGAUCCCCGCCGACCGCGUCCUCUCAGAAGAAGACCGGUACCACCAAAUGAGCCCGCAGGACCUCACGCGAUCACCGGUAUCGAUGACGGAUAGAAACCACCCUCUCAUCUCACGAGGGCGAGCGUCAUCUACGACACUAGGUAUCGUCACGGAAGACCAGACGCAGACCCCGCGGAACGUGAACGGAGGCUACUCCCCGCGGCCCCACCGGCACUCGCAGACCAGCUCCAUGUACUCGCACGCCUCGCGGCAACGCUCCCAGGAAUCCCUCCACGACUCCGUAUUCGACGGCGGCGGCGGCAGGAGGAACUCGGGCGCCAUCAGCCCCUCCAUGACGGAGCACCGCGCCUCCACGUCUUCGGCCCACGACGGUGGCCGGCUCAGCCCGACGUCGAGGCCGCCGCCCAUCAUCCCGCCUAACUUCCCGCCCGGCGUCCACGAGGGCAUCGAGAAGGUGCCGCUGGUCAUGAGCGACGGCGAGGGGCUGAUCCCCGUCGAGUCGGAGUCUUCUUCGCAGGGAAGGGAGGCGGCGCUUCAGGUCUCGUCCCGGCCAAAGGAUUGUAAUAUUGGGUUGAGCAGCUCGUUUUAUUUGUACAAGGGGUUCUGUGAGGGUGCCAAGGAGGUCACGCGCGGAGGUCUCGGUGUGAAGAAGGUUAAGAAACCGGGAUUCUCUGGCGCACAUGAGGUCGCCAAGUGCUCGAGCUGCUCCUAUGAGCUCGACUUCAAACAGGUCGAGAACGACAUCAACAAGGCCGAAGAAGCAAACCACACCUCCAACAAAAUCUCCUACCGCCCCCGGUUCCUCCAAAAAUCCCACGUCGCCACCAAACGCGCAGACGAGUUCCUCUACGGCUGCGUCUUCUGCGUCCACGCCCAACACACUCUCGAAGAAUGCGACGCCACAGUCUUCUUCAGCCAGAAGAAGCUCUUCGAGCACCUCGCCCGGCACCCGCGCCCCUUACCCCAAGUACCCGGCAUCACAGUCGUAGAAACCUCGGAAACCACGGGCGGCGGCGAGGUACCGCUCCACCUGCGCAACAACUACGACCUGCACUUCCGCGCCGCGCCCCGGCCCUCGCGCAUCGAGGGCCGCCAGCUCGAGCUCGCGCAGCUGCCGACGGCGACGGCGACGCAGACGGUCAAGAGGAUGUACGGGAUGCGGCUGCUGUACGAUAACACGCCCGGGUUCGAGCUCGCAAACGGCGCGAGGUUGAGCGGGGUGGAGUUCCCGGCAAAGUACAACGGGGAGUGGGUGAUGGGGUGGCACGAGGGGAAUUUCGGUUCCGCGCCGCUGGAUGUGCUGAAGCUGGAGGCGCCGCCCAAGGCGGAGAUUCGCGCGGACACGGCGAGUAAUAUCUCGGCUGUGGCGAGGUGGAAGUUUGCGCCGAGGCCGAAGGAUGGCGGGGAUUGGUUGAAGUUUGAUCAGGGCGAGAGGAUCACCAAUAUCAGCUGGGCAUGGCACGAUCACUGGUGCUGGUCCGGCACCAACGCAAAAGGCGUCUGGGGUAUCUUCCCCCAGACCUUCAUCGACGCCGCCUCGAUCCGCGAGGUCUCGGACCGGUCGAGCAUCUCGAGCGGGGAGAGGAGGAAGUCUGGGACGGCGGGCUUCUUUGAGAGGUUCUCUUCCGGCAGGAAGGCGUCGAGGCAGUCGAGCGUUGGGCAUGUCAUGGUCUCGUCGGGGCCGCGGCCUUCGGUUGUGUGA